AUGUCGCAAAAUGAAGAAAACAAAUCCUUGGAGAAAGCAAUCAUAUUUGAAACGAUUAGACUACCUUCAGUUUACAAUGUGGUAAGUUUCGUCGUCUUUUAGUGUGAUUAUUCUGUCUAAUUUGCUUGGACUUGCUGGUUCUGCCGAAAGGCCUUAUUUUUUCUGGGAAUUUUGGCAUGUAAAUGGUUAGAAUGAGGUGUUUUGGAUAUAAUUUGAUGAAUGCUUUUAGGCGACCUUAAAUGACAAGGUCUUGCGAGCUCAACACUACAAAUUAAGCCAAAAGUUUCGGGUAAAACAACGACAGAUCAAUCAAUUGGAGAAGAGGAUUGAAGAACUUGAGAAUGUGCAUGCUUAUGAUGAUCAACUGAUCUGUGCUUUGAAUCGACAAUGGAAUCUGGUUUGUUUUUACUUGAUUUGUCUAAAAUUUUAGAGGAAACACGACGGAACGAGUUAGUUCUUUUGAAUAUUAACUAUAAUAUUCAUGUUAGUAAAAUUUAAGAUUUUUUGGCUACCUAUUUUGACAUAAGAAUAAACCUUUUUUAUUAAUGGUUAUACUAAUUAUAUUGUUUAGCUAGACGACAUGUUAAUGGAUAUUCUGAAGCAGAAGACGGUUGAAGAGUUAGAAGCAACAAAUUCAACGUAUCAUCGGCUAGAAACCAACUUCUUGACUCUGAUUUCUGAAUUAAAUACAGAAGAAGUUACUGACAAGUUGGAUAAAAGGGUACACUUUAGUAAUGAAGCUUUUACUAGACUGUUACGAUGUAUCAACGGAAUAUCACAACGAAGGGAUAAGAUAUUGUCUGUUCUGGCCAAAAAAGACAAAGGUUAGUGGUUUUUAAUAUUUUUCAUCGUUUCAGAAAGUAUUGAGGAAGCUUUUACAAUUAAAUAAAUAUUUUUGAAAGGUUACAUGAUGUUAAUGAUCAAAUUUGUAGAUUUUUUGUAUAAUUUAUCGUUUACGCUAUAAAAAGGGGACUAUAGAUAUGAUGAUAAACAAAAUUUUUUAGAAGAUGUAUCAAUGGACGAAGAAAUAAGUCAAACAUCUACAGAUUUAAAUAAUGAUCACGUUAAGGAGAUUGACCCGUUAUUAAGACAAGAAUUGUCUGAAGCUUUGGCCGAAAAUAAGCGAUUAGAAGCGCAAGUCUUAUUAUUGACUACAGAGAAGACAAAGUAUGCUCAUGCUGUAAGUUUUUACACUUUUGAUUUUUUUAGGUUUAGUAAGAUGCUUUUAAACUUACUGCAGAUGGUUAAAGAUUUUCAAAAACAUUAAAACUGAUGUCUUGAGUUUAAUGUCGUUAUUUAUGAAGAUAUAGUUAAGCAAGAACUAUACGUUAAAUAAUAUUCAUUACUUUUAGUUAGCUUUGAAGAAAGACGAAAAAGAAGUUACAGAAUCAACAAAGGACAAUUUAAAAAGUCAGUUGGAAGAUGCCAAAUUUGAAUUAACAAAGUCGAUCAGCAAAGAAGAAAAGUUGGAAAGUCAAAUAAUUGAGGUAAAGACUGAUAUUUUAUGACAUUGUGUUUAAAAACAAAAUUUUGAAAAAGUUUUUGAAAGCUUGAACAUUUAUUAACAUUUAUACGUUGUUACCUGUUAUAUUAUCAUUUAUUUUAACUACAUUUCAGUUGAAACGUCAGCUAGAUCUAGCCAAAGUGUCUCCAGUGAAGGAUGACAAAGAUAAAGAAGACAAAUCCAAACCUGAAGGUGAAGCAACUCAAAUGUCAUCCAAGGAAGUGGAAGAGCUGCAGGCUGAAGUUGAAGUUCAAACUGAGUUAGCGGAGAAACGGUUGACAGAGCUUAAUGCUUUGAACACACAAAAUCAAGAAUUGGCUGCCAAAAUUGUUGAACUCAACAAUGCGGUAAGGAAAAAUAUGAUAUAUAUUUUUAAAAGGAUAGCUAUAUAAGUAUAUGGUAUGGUGAUAAACAAUAUGUUUUAGAUCAAAUUCUUGCCUACAAGUGUCAUUCAAGGAUCUCCAGAUUUUAUCGUGCUCACGUUGAAGUACACUAAUCUUGUUGAGGAAGCCAAACGGGUUGAGUAAGUAAAACACUAUAUCUCUUGUUACGUGGUUGUAAUUUUUUGAAAGUUUUUUUUAGAUAAUUUAAAGUUGUUAAUUAAUUAUUUCUUUUAAAUUAUUUCUUUCACUGUUUUAGUCGGGACAACGCAAUUUUAAAGAAUCAUAUUAUUGAACUACGGCAAAGUUAUGAUGCUCAAGUUGCUGAUCUUAAGGUAAUUUUAAAUCAAAUUUUUAAAUGUUAAAGUCGAUUAUUUUUUGAAAUGUUAUAUUACUUUUCGUAUGUUUAAGGAGAUGGGAAUGUGGUGAUUAUUUUUUAUUUGAUUUAUUUUUUAAUUUUUGAUUGCAGUCAGAAUUCACGAUAGGAAUGGAGCGGCUACGCGAGAAUUGCACGGUGAUGAGUUCCGAAUUGUUGUCAGUUAAGAAAGAAUGCACUUUAAUGGAGCUGGAAUUCAAACAAAAGUAUGAAAGCGAUGCAUUGGAAGCACGGAAUUACAAAGAAAUGAAACGAUAUCUGGUAUCGUUGAAUGGUGAACUGAAAAGAAAAACAGAAGAGAGCGACAGACACAGAAAGGAGCUCAAGAAGCUGAGGGAGGAUUUGGAUAAGGUGGUAAGGUUGAACAUUAUUGUAUUAGAACCUAACAAGGCAUUCGAAUCUCAGUUUGCGUUUCCUUAGUCUUCUCUUAAAAUUUUAUGAUUAAAAUAAGCGUAGGGGGCUGUACUUUAAUUUCUUACUCUUUACAUUAAAGUUAUCAUAUUUAAUGCUUUAGAAGAAGGAAACGGACAUAAAACCGAAGAUAGAGCACAUCGAAAUCAAGGCAGAGCCAAUUAAAGAGGAACCACCCCAAACUCCAGAAGGCGAACGCUACAAAAAGGAAAUCAAUCGCCUGACAAAGCAAAAUGAAAAACUUCAAAAGCAAAUAGAUUCUUAUGCAAAUUCAGAACAAGGCCUGAUGAGUGAAAUCGAAAACACAGCUACCGCAGUAGAAGAACUUAUGAGUCAGAACACGGCUUUAACUGAGCGAAUCACAGAACAAGAAGAAGCAUGCAUCAAAAUGGUCAAAGAUGCUCUCCAGAACGAAUCCAUUUGCCGAACAUACAAACAAGGUCUGGAAGUACUGGAACAGAAACUAAAGACAGUCGAAAGUGCCAGAGAUACGUUGAGUUUUGAGCUACAACAACAUGCCGAGAAGUCCGAGGUUUGUAAACAAACAGCUACACUUCUGGAGUCGAGUACAAGAAGAUUGAAUGAAGCCUACGAGAACUCUCGGCAAAGCUUGGUCAAUUUGAAUGUAGAGUUGUCCGAAUUGAAGAUAAGACAUGAGAAACAGUCGGCCGAACUUCAGGAUCUGAAGCAACAGUUGAAGGAGAAGGUACAGAAGAUGGAGGGGUCCAGGACUAAAAUUAAUAGGCUGAAGGAGGAGAAAUCAGUCCUGAAGAAGAAGCUACACAGGGCCAAACAAGCAGCAGAUUGCGAGAACUUUGACGAAUUGUUGAUGGAGGAAAACAAAAUGUUGCGGGUAAGGUUGUUAGCUGUUUUUUGGUUUACUGGGCUUGAUUUUGUAGCAAGUAUAAUAUCAUUAUUUAUGUUUUAUAGAUUUUAUGAUUAGCUGGACGUUUUUAGUAUGCAGAAGGUAUAGGAGGGUUAAAAAUAGUAUAAAACGGUGGAAUAACAUAGUAAAGGAUAUUGCUCUAUAUUAUAGAAAAGGAUAUUAUUGUAUAUGAUCUUUUACAUAUUAACUUUGUCUUUUUCCAGGAAUCCCUCGCAUGUCCAAGUUGUAAAACAGGCGAUAAGAACACAGUAUUGACCAAAUGUUUCCACGUCUUCUGUAUGGAGUGUGUGAAGAAGAGGUACGAUGGUAGAAGCCGCAAGUGCCCCAAAUGUAACGCCGCGUUUGGUGCCAACGACUUCCAUCGUAUCUACAUUGAAUGA
Bursaphelenchus okinawaensis is the source of this 3937-nucleotide messenger RNA. The record is from the annotation of a GenBank genome assembly. NCBI's taxonomy places the organism in Eukaryota, Metazoa, Nematoda, Chromadorea, Rhabditida, Aphelenchoididae.